AUGCUCUCAAAUAAUGGCUACAUGAUCUACAACAACAAUACAAUCAGCAAUACGGGGAUCAAUUCAGCUUACAAAUGCAGAACUUGUUUUUCUAGUACAGGAUGCCAAUCCCUCAUUGUACUGGAAGUUCUGCAGACAGCGUGCACACGGGCUCACAGAGGGACCCUGAGAAGCUGUUUUCCUGCAGCCUGUGUGAAGACAGGGGAGAUGACUCAAGAGGACUCCAUUCUGCUUCACUUGCAGAGUUUACAGCUGCCCUUUCCCGACACCUGGAAAUAUGGGAUUUUGGCACUAGCCAUCCUCCUGGUUUUGGUGGCUCUAACCAUUUUAGCCUGCCAAAUGCGCUACUGCCAGAAACUGAGAAAACUUGGGAGAAAGAAGAAAUACCUCAGUGAAGCCUGUAAGGACACAAAGGCAGAGAAUGGCAUCCUGGGGAAUGAACUGCGACCAGCUCUGCUUGACAUUGUUAAGCAGAGCCUUCCUGAUGUCAAGAUCCAGAAGCUCCAAGAGGAACUGAACAAGCUGGGUACAUGCCUUUUCCCCUCCUGCACCUGCAGCAAGAACCUGGAGAGUGUGGGCAGCAACCCAGAAUUCCUGGAGAGCUCCCGGGGCAGGCUGAGAUUCUCCCUCUUCUACCACAGGGAGCAACUUGAGCUGCUCUUGACGGUCAUUGCAGUGACAGGCCUGCCCAGUCGAGGGAGUGCUGACUCUGCUGUUCGGGUCCGGCUGCUGAGGCAGGUCCCGUCUCACAUCUCUGGCCUCCAGUGCAUGGUCCACGAGUGGCAAACGCAGGUGGUGAAGAACUGCAGGAAACCUGCCUUUGGCGACCAGUUUGUCUGCUCCCUGCAGGAGGCCGAGCUGGAGAAGAGCACUGUGAAGCUGGAGGUUAAACACUUCAACAAGUAUUCCAGACACACCGUGCUGGGGGAAGUGAGGCUCACCCUCAGCAAACUAAAGGCCUCCCAACCUAUGGAGUUCUGCGAGGUGCUACAGAAGACUACAAAGGACCUUGUUGGAGAAGUCCUUGUGUCGCUGAAGUGUCUCCCCAUCUCUCAGAAGAUAGAAAUUGGGCUGCUCAAGGUCAAAACUGCCUCCGUAUGCAGCAGUCCAGAGAAGAAUGUAUAUGCGAGAAUCGACAUCUCCUGCAAUCUCCACAAACAGAAGCACCAGAAAUCCAGCCCCAGGGCCCGAACCUCAGUCAUCAUCUUCAACGAGACUUUCCUCUUCCAUCUUGCUGAGCCUGUUGCUGGGGCCUACACAGUCCUGGUCUCCAUUUAUGAAAUGAGCUCCAGAGCCAGAGGCCGCAGCAGGCAGCUCAUUGGACAGGCUGUCCUGGGGAAGAGGAGCCCCAGCGAAGCCAAUGACCACUGGGCCCUCAUGAUGCAGUCUGUCCAGCAGCCUGUGGCUAAGUGGCAUCCUCUGCUACUUUAGAAGGAGGAUUUUGCACCACUUCCAUGAUGUAGAAACUGGCCAGAUUUUCUCCAUGGCAUCGGGCCCAACAGCGGUCGAAGUGGGUACCUUCCAGAGAUGGGUAAUAGCCUGAAAUUCUGGUUAGAACAGCACUAACUGAAGUAACUGUGCUACUUGUAACAAAAGUUGCUGAUACAUUCACUUCCCUCCCUCGCUGCUGCUGGGAGAGAGAGUGACUUUCCAUCCCUGCCAAAUCCCACUGUGAUUUGAUUAACAAUACCGUUGCCACAGCACCGAGAGGCUGCAACUGAGACCAGGGCCCCACUGCGCUAGGUGCUGUACACACACACACACACACACACACACACACACACGCCCUGAGGAGUUUACAAUCUGAACAGACAAGGGAAGCAAUGGGUGGGAGGAAAGGAGUAUUAUCCCCAUUUGACAGAUGGGGAAUUGAGGCACACAGAGAUUAAGUGACAUGUCCAAGUGUACACAGGGACUCUGUGACAGAGCGGGGAUUUGAACCCAACAUCUCCUGAGACCCAGUCCAGUGCCUCAAUCAUCCUUCCUCUCCUUCCCCUUUCUUUGCCUUGGAUGUGGCACUUUCCCAGCUUUGGGAUCUCCCACAUGGGAAGCACCUGGGCUUAUUUGAGAGAAGGCACCCAGGCCUUGCCACCAGCGCCUCCCUUCACUUACACGCACGUAGAUUGCCUGUGGGAUGGAUGAAUACAAGACCUUGGCAUCCCAGGCUGUCAGUCGGACACUUUCCUUCAGUGAUACCGGCGUGUUAAAAACAAACACCCUGUGUAAAUUCAGCCCCCUCUCACCUGCUGAAGAUAAAUGAAACAGACCUUGUAAACAAGAGCAGAGCCUGCUGAAGUAGGAGCAACCUGCACACUUUGUCCCUGCUGCCAUUUCAGGAAAGGUCUGGUCCCUGGGGCCACCACCACAGCUGGAGAGCUGCCAGCUGCUAAAUUUGGAUGAAUGGUUGAGGUCCAUUUCCAGCAAAUGUGUGUGUGUUCAGGGCUCUCCUGAAGUGGCUAGGAGGCAUGGUGUUGCAUCUAAAGCUCAUUAAUGCUUGUAAACUGUUUCCUUCUCAGGAUAUCACCACUUCCCUGCACCGCAUGUGGUGGUGGACAGUGGCCACUGCUCUGGGACUUCAGGCUUCUGCUUUGUUUAGUCUCCCAGCAAACAGCACCCCCUGGUGGAGACAUGGCAGCACAACCUCACCUUGUAUGGCUUUUGAAAUGGAUCAGACCCAACAUCCAUCCAUUUAGUCCUGUAUCUGGUCUCUGACAGUGGCCAGCACCAGCUAUUUCAGUGGAAGCUCUAAGACCCCUGCAGUGAACAGAUGUGGGAGAAUCUGACCCCCACAUUAGGUCUCACCUGGAUCUCUAUCAGUUAGAGAAUUUUUAGUUAGAGAAUGGUUUAAGCCCUGAUGCAUGAGGCUCCAUAGCCUUUCCAAAAUUUGUCGUCAUUAAUUAUAAGAAUUCUGGAUAUUCUUGAUCGUGAUAUUGUUAAACGUGUCUUAUCCCGUUUUGAAUCUUGGUAUGUUCUUGGCCUCAGUGAUGUCCCGUGGCAGUGAGUUCCACAGUUAUAAAAAAGUAUUUCCUUUUAUUGAAUUUCCCACCUUUCAAUUUCAUUGCAUGUCCUCUGGUUCUUGUAUGAUGAGACGGAGAACAGAAGCUCCAAAUCUGUUUUCUCUGUCUCAUUAAUUAUUUUAUAUACUUUUAUCAUGUCCCCUCUUACUCAUCUCCUUCCUAAAGUGAACAAUCCCACUCUUCAGUCUCUCUCCAUAGGACAGUCUCUCCAGGCUCUUCAUUGAACCUAGUUCUGCGCCAUCCUUUUUGAGAUGGUGUGACCAAUACUCCACACAGUAUCCAGAUAAGGUCACACCAUCGCUUUAUAUGAGGGCAUUAGAAUAUUCUCUGUAUUAUUCACCAUCCCAUUCCUUAUACAGCUUAACAUUGUGUUAGCUUUUGGGACUGUGGCUUCACAUUGAGCAGAGGUUUUCAUUGAGUUCUCUAUAUGGACACCAAGGUCCCUUUUCGAGCUGACCCAGUUAAUUUAGAAUCCUGCAAGGUCCACAAGCAGUUGAAACUUUCCCCUCCAAGGUGCAUUACUUUGCAUUGAUCAACACUGAAUUUCAUUUGCCCUCAUGCUGCUCAUUCUCUUAGCUUGGUUAGGUCUCUCUGAAGUUCCUCUCAAUCCUCUCUGGUUCUGACUAGCAAAUGUUGCUACCCCACUACUUGCCUGCCUACCCCCGCCUUUCCAGAUCAUUAAAUGCACUAAACACAGGACCUAGUAUGGAAAUUUAUAGCCCCCACUUUUGAAAUGAUGAACAUUGAUCAUUUAAUCCUACUCUUUGCUUUCCAUCUCCUAGCCAGUUUUUGAUCCAUGACAAUACAGUUUGCUUCUCACCUCCAUGACUACUUAACUUCGUUAGUAGCCUCUUGCACGGGAUCUUGUCAAAGGCCUUUUGAAAGUUACCGCAUGUAUACCAUGCCUCCCGUGGAGAUAAGAGCCAGCAGAACGGCUCAGUCCUCUGUCCUCUACCAUCUAAUCUAGGGGGCAGUAUUCUGCCACCAGCUCCCAGCCCACUCACUGCUUGCUCUCCGCUCAGAUGCCAGCUGCGAUGCUGGUGGAUAUGGGCACUGAUCUGCUAGGGACUCUCUCCCAAAAGGCAAGGGAAGGGUGAGUAGAUUGGCAUAUGGAGCAAACAUAUCAGCAUGUCACUGACUGAGCUUGCUCCAUAGACACUACCCGGUUCCGACAAGUACUGUAACCUCCAGGCCACUCACCCUGAUGAGAUGGUGACACAGGCCCAUCAGCCUGGAAGCUAUUUCAGGAGCACUUCAGCACCCUCCAAGCCCUGCUACAAGAUGCCUGAAGCUCCAGCAUAAUCAGGACUUGUCCAUGGACAUCAGCUCCAGUGCUGAACCUAGUUAUUUGAGCAUCGGGAAAACAAGAGUGACUACAUUAAACUAACCACCACCUGGCACCGUAUAGCCACAACCUAGAAAAACCUUAAGCCCACAGUUCCCCCCCAUGAGAAGUUCUAGCCUGGGAACCCUGGCACCAAAGACCUCAGCGCAGCCUGUGGUACUGUCACAGUGGGUCAGCUACUCAGUACUAUCCCAGGGGGAGAACGGUCAGUUACAGGGAAAGCUCUCAAUGUUCUGGGCUCCUUUCAAAUGGAAAUGCUGGGCUGCUCUGGGACGGGAAAAAGGUAAAAUCCAUUAGCAGCUCUGACUCAUGGAUUUGCUACAGCUGGCAGCUGUCACCUAAGCCACAAUGUUUGUUUAAUUGUAUCUUCCGGAGUCUGCAGUUCAGGCAGCACAAUGGCAUCAGAUGGCAUAGGUGGGUAGGAUUGCUCCCGCAGCAUUCCCAUCUGGUGUUUCUCCACCCUGCCAGGAGCUGGAGUAGUAGAACACCCAGCGCAGCCGUAGUCCCUGCUGUGGAGCACAAUACUUGAGUAGGGGACACUUCCCAGCUUAACAGUCACUGGCAGUGAAGGAUGAAAGAACGAGCCUCAGCCGUAGCAUGUUUCACUUCAGACUGCAGCUCGAGGUGACAUCCCUGCGCUAGCUCUGAUCAAGCUGCUGCACUAAAAAUAGAGCGUCGCUGUGGCAGUGCGAGUGCUGGGACGGGCAAGCCACCAGAGUACAUGCCUAGCAUCUUUGAUGGGACUGGAUUUGGGGCAGCUAAUCCCUUCCACUGCUCAUGCUGAAGUUAGAUUUACACGAGGUGGCUGUGACCUUGGCCAAUAAUAAUAAUCGAAGGCCUGGACUCCGAAGGUCACGUGACUGAGUGAGGUAUAGAUGUUAUUCAGAGGGAAGGGUGGAGUCUCAAUGAAAGAAACGACUCACUGGGUUUUAGAUCCAAAUCAAGUAAUUAAAAAUAUCUGAAGGCUAUCACAGGAGAACACAGCUGAGUAGAAUUUAGUCCUGCUAUGGAUCCCAAGUGCUCAGUUUACAAGUGGAAAAGAGAUAUGGGAGAGGAGGGGGAACCUCCCAACUCCCAGUCCUACACACGCCCCCUAGGCUCUGAGGGUCAUGUCACAGCAGGUGUUACCCCAGUGGGAUUUGCAGCAGAAAUUGAGUUGACCUUGAGAUGGAAAGAACCUAGCUUGAUUCUCAAAAAUCACCUCCAAUAAAAAAAUCCACACACUUUUGUUGCCCAAAAGAGGCUCCUGUCCAUCACCAUUGUCUUCAGUGGGUGUAACUGAUGGGAACUUAGUAAAAAGUCUGUGUGUUGUACUAGCUGGGAGGCAGCAUUGCCUAGUGGAUAAUGCACUAGAGUAGGAUUCAGUAGACCUGGAUUCUAGUCCCAGUUUUAUCAUUAUUAUGGUUUGACAGGCAAGUUGCUUCACCUACCUGUGCUUCAGUUUCUCCAUCUGUAAAAAUGGGAAUAAUGAUACUGACCUUUGUGAGCUAAUGGCAACCCUAGUGCUUAGAGAUCUACAGGUGAAAAGAGCUAUGCAACAAACAAAAAACCCUAACAACCAGACUCUGCAGCUCAUUCAGUCUUAGCUGUGAUGUUUCGACAGGACUAAGGAGUAAAAUACUAGAGAAAAAAACAGCAACUUGAUUUUGUCACUGAAGCCACUAGAUCUGACUGAGUCCACACAGGGAACUGGGAUCUGAUGAGUAAGAAGGUGCCAUUUUUAUGUAGUUACGUUCCAGAGCAGAUGCACAUUUGGACAUGGGUAAAGAGCUUUGAGAGCCCUAGCAGAAAGAAACACCAACGAAUUAAGGUAUUAUCAGACAGUAGGGCCAACUCCGUCAUUCCACCAGUCAUAUAAGAUUCCCUUUCAUUUUACAGUAAAUGUAGGGUCAGGAAUGUCUGCUUUGGUCCAUAGGGUGACCAUGCUAUUUAGGACAUCAUUAGCUCUAUUGGCAGUGUAAUAAAUUCAUAAGUUUAGAGUUAUUAACUAUUAAGAUAGUUUUACUCUAUAGCCUCCUGAGGCUUCUACAAUUAUCCUCUGGAAGGUUUAGUUUUGGGGCUAUUAAAAUUAAGGCUGUAAAGUGAUUUCAAAAAUUAAUCGUGAUUAAUCGUGUUAAACAAUAAUAGAAUACUAUUUAGUUAAAUAUUUUUGGAUGUUUUCUACAUUUUCAAAUAUAUUGAUUUCAAUUACAAUACAGAA
Messenger RNA from Chelonia mydas (Green sea turtle), 6562 nucleotides. Its product is annotated as synaptotagmin-A-like. Gene Ontology annotation, cellular component: synapse; axon. The transcript is spliced from 8 exons. The coding region runs from base 1 to 1431 and encodes 476 amino acids. The record is from RefSeq and is a predicted model, not a curated record. Gene Ontology annotation, biological process: cellular response to calcium ion; vesicle fusion; regulation of dopamine secretion. Gene Ontology annotation, molecular function: calcium-dependent phospholipid binding; clathrin binding; calcium ion binding. NCBI's taxonomy places the organism in Eukaryota, Metazoa, Chordata, Testudines, Cheloniidae.